AGUUUGUGGCUCCCAGCCCGAAGACCCUCGGCCAGUUGGCAGUUCUGGCGCCGGGGCAGCCAUGGCGAACCGCGUCCUCGCCAUCCAGGGCCACCUGCUGGCCGGCGAUGCCUCGGUGUCCGGAGGCGUCUGCAUGCGCGCCGUCAGUGCCUCCGAGGACGCCGACUUCGCCGCGCGGUGCAAGGAGAUGGCCGCAUGGAUGGCCCAGGAUCGCUUCAAGUACACCACGCGGCCGUACAAGGUCGAGGACGUCGUCAAGCUGCAGGGCACCGUGCCGCUGCACUUCACCGGCGCGAAGGUUUCUGAGAAGCUCUACAAGAUGAUGCGCGAGCAUCAGGC
This is a messenger RNA of Prorocentrum cordatum, 339 nucleotides long. NCBI's taxonomy places the organism in Eukaryota, Dinophyceae, Prorocentrales, Prorocentraceae. The record is from the annotation of a GenBank genome assembly.